This is a messenger RNA of Saprolegnia diclina VS20, 2400 nucleotides long. RefSeq lists its product as hypothetical. Gene Ontology annotation, molecular function: chloride channel activity. The coding region runs from base 1 to 2400 and encodes 799 amino acids. NCBI's taxonomy places the organism in Eukaryota, Oomycota, Saprolegniomycetes, Saprolegniales, Saprolegniaceae. The transcript has 5 exons. The record is from RefSeq and is a predicted model, not a curated record. Gene Ontology annotation, biological process: chloride transmembrane transport.
AUGAACCAGAGGGCAGCGGCGAUGGCCGUCGGCGAGGCCCUAAGCGAAGCCUACGCCGAGUCACGCCGGCCGUCGGUCUCGCUCGAGCCCGAGGCGCCCCAGCCGCGUCGUCGGUCGACGGCCGCGUCCGACAAGGCCGACGCCACCCGGCCCUCCGAGGACGUGUCGGCCCACGCGCUCGAAGCGAGCCUGCACUCCUCGAGCAUCCUCCUCGAAGGCUCGGGCUCGCCCACCAAGAAGCAGCAACGAAUUGAUCCAGCCACGGUGGACACGCUCCGUGCGAGCGCCGAUGGCAUGCCCCUUGGCGCGCUCUCCAAGACCGAGGCCGAGUAUGACUUUGCGAUCGUGCUCAAGCCGACGCGACCGGACGACAGCGCUGUCGCUCGCCACGUGGCGCCAGCGACAAACCUCAAAGCUUUUUACCGCAAGCACCCCCAGCAGGCCAAGGUCGAGCUGCUCCGGCGCCUGCAUGCCGUGGGCCUACAGACCAAGAAGCUGCGGGCGCUCGAUGGGAAGCAGACGCUCAUCAAGGUCAAGGCGCCCGGCCACGUCCUCGAGCUUGGCGCGGAGAAGAUGCGGCUGAAGAAGCGGCGGCAAGUCGACCUCAUGUGGGUCGAGUUCGCCGCCGACUGCCGCGAGACCUUUCAGGACUUUUGGGAUGGCGACAUGCACUUUCUAGACUCGGAGAAGCAGAGCAUCGUGCACAACCUCAUCACCACCGACGACGGCGCGGGCCUCAAUGAGCACAGUGAUCUUUUGCCGAUCGUGGAGCAAAUGUUGCCGCUGCACAAGGCCAAUCUCGACCUACUGCGUACGCACUGGGUGUGCUACUGGCGUCCGUCGUCGCCGUCGUCCGUUCCCGUCGCUGCGAUGACGCUAUAUCGACUUCUGCGCUACGCCCUCGACCAGCCAUUGGAUGUGGUGGCAGAGUACUUUGGCGAGCACAUUGCGUUCUACUUUGCGUGGGUCCAGCUCUACACGCGCUGGCUUGUGCUGCCGACGCUAGUGGGCGUCUACCUCUUCUACUGCCAAGUCGCCUCCAAGUCGCUCGAUCAGCCGUUCGCACCGUACUAUGCGCUCUUUAUGGCGCUCUGGGCGUCCGGCUUUCUGCUCGCGUGGAAGCGCCAAGCCAACUCGCUCGCGUACCGCUGGGGCACCUUGGGCUACGAGGACGAAGAGGUGCUUCGACCCGCGUACCACAAAGGCGGUCUCCACCGCUGGGUCAAGUACGCCGUCACGUACACGCUCGUGCUGGCUGCGAUCGGCCUCGUGCUGGUGCUCAUGUACUACGCCUUUACGACGCGGGACGCGCUCGCCGACGAGUCGCUCGCGCUCCAAGCCAACUUGACGCACAUUGCCUUCAACUGGUCGAAUCUCUCGGAGCUGAAUGCGCUUGCCAACGUCAAGUUUUGGGUCUACGUGCUCGUGACGCCGAUGCUCUACGGUCUCUGCAUCCCGAUGCUCGACAUGGUGUUUACGCUCCUGGCGACGCGCAUGACCGAGUAUGAGAACCACAAGACCGCGUCGGCCUUCCAGAGCGCCCUCAUCCUCAAGGUGUUCCCGUUCCGCUUCGUACAUGUGUUUGCGACCUUGUACUACUACGCGUUUGCAGCGGGGAACGACCUCUUGCGCGUCGCCAUUCAACUCGCAACGUUCAUGCUCUCGGGUCAAAUGUGGCACAACGUCGUCAAGACGGGCGUGCCGCUGCUGCGUCGCGUGUACCGGCACCGCAAGAAAAGCGUGGCGACGGCCAAGCUCCUCCGGUCGUCGCCGCUCUUUGCGACCAAAGCCCCGACGGCGGUCCAUCGGCAGUGCAUCCGCCUCGAGCAAGCGUCGUCCUAUGUCUGGGACGAGAGCCAGCUCGACAAAUACGACCCGUUCGAGGACUACAUCGAGAUGCUCAUCCAGUUUGGCUACGUGAGCUUCUUCUCGAUCGCGUUCCCGCUGGCGCCGUUGCUCGCGCUCAUCAACAACCUCAUGGCUCUGCGGGCCGACGCGUUCAAGCUCUGUCACACCAAGCAGCGCCCGAUCGCUCGCAAGGCCAGCGGCAUCGGCAUCUGGUUGCCUGUGCUCCAGGCCAUGUCGAUCCUCGCGGUCCUCACCAACUGCCUCCAUGUGGCCUUUACGACCACGCAGAUGGAGCGCAUCGCUCCGUCGAUUUCGCCGGCGCAAAAAGUGUGGGUCGUCUUUGCGGCCGAGCAUUCCGUGCUCCUCCUCCAAGUCGGUAUCGCGUGCGCCGUGCCUUCCAUGACCAAGGACGUCAAGGCGAAUGUGCGUGCUGAGAAGGCAAUGCUCAAGAAUGCCAGCGCCAAGGCCGUCGCGGCGCGGCUCGCGUGCGCGACGGUCGAGGACGACGACGACGGCAACGACUCCGACUCGCCCGAGAAGAGCGCCUUGUAG